GCUUAGUAGUCUUUCUUCUAUGUGCUUCGUGCUUGGUAGUCUCCCACUCAGUUGGACUUUGAUGAAUUAGGAGAAGAAAAAAAAUCAGGGUUUGACCCUUUUAAAGAGUUGUGCCUGUUCAACAUGGCAGGUUGUGGCUUCUGUCUUAGCUUGAUCAACUGGUGAGUUUUCUGAAGCACCUCAUAUUCUCGAUGAAAUAUUCCUUUUGCCUUUUCUGGAGGCUGGUUUGUGUGGCUUCAUGUCUGAACAAACUAUUUCUUCGUUUUUCAAGUAUUCUUACACAAGUUUUAAUCAGGUGACGCUAGAAUUGACAACCUGCAACUUUUGGCCGACCAGCGGUUUGUUUCACUCCAUGUUUGUGAUGGCUGAUUAUACCAAGUUCCUCCUUUUGUUUCUGCUCUUGAGCUGCUCAUCAUUGUGUUUUGGUUCUGAACCUGAUAUCCGGUUUUGUAUGCCAAUUUACUGGCGUGGAAUGUUGGCACCCUGACGAGAACAAGGUUUACGCUUUGCGUCUCGGCAACCUAGGGCUUGAGGGCCCAUUUCCUCAAGGUCUUCAACAUUGUACAAGCGUGAUCAUGCUGGACCUGUCAAGUGACAAUUUUUCAGGACCAAUCCCUCCUGACAUCUCAUGGCGGCUGUCAUAUCUGUCAUCUCUGGAUCUUUCCUUCAAUGAAUUUUCAGGUGAAAUCCCAGAUAGUAUCGCAAAUCUGACGAAUCUGAAUGCCCUCAACCUUCAGCACAACCAACUAAGUGGUCAAAUUCCUGCAUCGCUAUGGAAGUGGUCAAAUUCCUGCAUCGCUAUGACCCGAUUGUUCUGGAACUUUGUUUGUCAUCCGGAUGCCAAACGGGCACUUCCAACAGCAACUUCAGUUCCCUCCCCUGCAGUAAGAGUUCACCAACAUGUAUACCUGGUACCCUAGCAAGUCCUGUGUUUUUCCUUCGCUUGUAGUGCAAAUGGUGCAAGGCAUUCUCUCGAGGAAAGAAAAGUGCACAGAAUCACGGGAAAUGAACUCCCAUCACAGAAACAUAACAUAUCAAAUUUGAUCAGCUGUAUUAAGAAAAUAUACAGGAGCAAAAUUGAUAUUUUAUAGGUGUGGCAGAAUCAGAAUAAUUAUGCCCUUCAUGUUUUCUGCCUAGUAAGAGAGCAGACAUCCCAGUUCUGCAGCGUUGUCCUCCCUCAACCUUGAGGGCGUCUUCAAAGCGCCCAGAUUUUAUCCACAAGGGUACGUCCGCACUCUAUAUUCGGGUUUUUUGUCCAGUGAUUUAGGUAGAGUUAUAGGAAUGAUAUAUAUAUUCAUGUUUCUGAAAAUCCAGAAUAUUUUCGGAGUAAAAGUAACUGCAAAUGCACCCAGCGAGACCGUGAGAUCAGAGUUCUCGCAAGUGGGUUCAAAAUUCUAUUCUGUUAGGCGAUGAUGCAAACUCCAUCCACACAUUCCUCAGUGACAAUUCUACUGACACUGGAGACUUGACGACGCUGGGUUGGUCUCUCUGCCGUGUGCCUUCUUUCCAUACUCAUGACCAUGAUUCGUAUUGAGAUUGGUCGAGUGCUUUACAAACUUUUGUAGAAGAUACACUUGGGUUAUCGUAGAGGUUACCACCGUUGGUCCACCCAGAGUAGCAUCACAUAAUUCCCAGUAUUUUUUCCCAAUAUGGAAAAGUAAUUUAUAAGUACCAAGGCAUGGUUUUAUACUUUUAUCGUAAAUUAAUGCAAAUGCCUACUUAGUUAAGGCUGGGAGAAGCACUGCCUUUACUCUUGGAAAAGUUUACCUUCCUGUCACAUACGUCUUCAUAAAUUGAUGAUUUGGUGGCAUCAGCUCCACAAGUUAUACACUAGAGUGGUAUUUUUCUCUGGACGGUGAGUCAUGACUAAUGAAGUCUUCGGAGACAGCUCAGGAUGGGGACUAUUGGCAGUAGGCACACGGUAGUUCUUUCUUCCAUUUAUACUUGUAGCAAAUCCUUCCGAGUCAAUAGGACUUCGGGUUUGGCAGAAGAAAAGUCUAUGCUCCAGUGCAGGGAUUCUCUGUUUUAAAAGGGCUGCACCCGUUCAUGUACAGUAGAUGGUGGCUUCUAAUUUGGCUUGAUGAACUGGUGAGUUUUCUGAAGCACCUCAUACUGUGUAGGAAGUAUGACAUGAAAUUAAUUUGUUAUUUGCACUUUUGGAGUCUACUUUGUGGUGUCUCCAUGUCUGAGAAAAUCAUUUCCUAUUUUUCCAAGUAGCGUGUUCAAGUGUUGACCUAGUGGUAAAGCUGCUGCCUUGUGACCAUGAGGUCACGGGUUCAAGUCCUGAAAACAGCCUCUUGCAGAAAUGUAGGGAAAGGCUGCGUACAAUAGACCCAAAGUGGUCGGACCCUUCCCCAGACCCCGCGCAAGCGGGAGCUACAUGCACUGGGGCUGCCCCCAGCGUGUUCAAGUGUUCUUACACAAGUUUUGAUCAGGUGGCGUUGGAAUUGACAAGCUGCAACUUUUGGCACAGAGCAGCUGUUUGUUUAUCUCCCCAUUUAUGAUGGCUGAUGAUACCAAGUUCAUCCUUUUUUUUCUCCUCUUGAGCAGCUCAUUGUUGUGUUUUGGUUCCGAACAUGAUAUCCAGUGCCUCAAGUCCGUACAUCAAUCAGUGAUUGAUCCCAACGGUGUACUCAAAUCCUCUUGGAACUUUGAAAAUGCCACCAGCGGUUUCAUAUGCCGCUUUACUGGUGUGGAAUGCUGGCAGCCCGACGAGAACAGGGUUCUCUCUCUGCGCCUCGGCAACCUUGGACUUGAAGGCUCAUUUCCUAAAGGUCUUCAAUAUUGUUCAAGCAUGACGGGCCUGGACCUGUGGAAUAACAAUUUUUCAGGACCGAUCCCUUCUGACAUUUUACAGCAGGUGCAGAAGCUGACAUAUCUGGAUCUUUCGUACAAUAGCUUUUCGGGAUCAAUCCCAGAGAGCAUGUCAAAUAUGACAUAUCUGAAUGUCCUCAACCUUGAGCAUAACCAACUCAGCGGUCAAAUUCCACCGCAAUUCGAUUUGCUUACUCGGUUAACUACGUUCAAUGUUGCGGAGAACUUGUUAUCAGGGCCUGUUCCUACUUCGCUACAGAAGUUUUCGGCUUCGAACUUUGCUGGUAACCAAGGGCUUUGUGAUGCACCUUUAGAUGAGUGCUCCGCUUCGCCGGCCUUCACCGUUAGACCGGUACGAAUCAGGCUGCACAGGCUCAACGACUGGUCGAACAUCGGAGCAGCCGUUGGAUUCAUCGUGUGGUUCGUGGUGGCCUUCUACUUCCCGCAGUGAUUCGUCUGCUCUGAGAGGCCUACGUGGUUUGCAUAUGAUUCACUUGUUCUGAAUCUGUGUCUGGCAUACCUUUGCGGAGGCCAAAUGAGCACUUCAAACAGUAAUUUUAGUUUGUUCGCUGCAGUAACAAUUAUCUUAAUUCACGUGAUGUAUACCUGGCAACUUGCCAGUGCCGGUGAUUUGGUUUGCUUGUAAAUGGUAAAGCAUAUUUCAUUUCUUCCAGAAAGAUUCAAGGCGAUAAUCUAUA
This is a messenger RNA of Triticum aestivum (bread wheat), 3512 nucleotides long. RefSeq names its product probably inactive leucine-rich repeat receptor-like protein kinase At5g48380. Gene Ontology annotation, molecular function: protein binding. The transcript has 2 exons. Lineage: Eukaryota; Viridiplantae; Streptophyta; Magnoliopsida; Poales; Poaceae. The coding region runs from base 2501 to 3265 and encodes 254 amino acids. The record is from RefSeq and is a predicted model, not a curated record.